Rhagoletis zephyria (snowberry fruit fly) is the source of this 2002-nucleotide messenger RNA. RefSeq names its product Tubulin-binding cofactor E (gene Tbce). The record is from RefSeq and is a predicted model, not a curated record. Lineage: Eukaryota; Metazoa; Arthropoda; Insecta; Diptera; Tephritidae.
GCGAAAAAAUUAUAUCGUUUUUUUGCAACAGAAGAAAUUUAUUUACGAUAUUAAUGUUGUAUGGUACGGAAUUGUGUAAAGCCGGAAAAAUAAACAAAGUUUGCAAUCUGCAAUUAAAAUUAUCAGCGCAUUGGGAAAUUGAUUGUCAAAAAAAAAUAAUAUAAAAGGGCGUGUUUCCAGCCCAAUUAUUACCGCUAUGGUUGGAAUAAUUGACGAUACUCGUUUGCAUUAUCCCGUUGGGACGCGCAUCAAAAUAGGUGACAAUUAUGGUACCGUCAAGUACGUGGGCGAGGUAACUGGCUAUACAGGCUCUUGGUUGGGGAUUGAAUGGGAUGAUCCGCGCCGUGGUAAACAUAAUGGAUGCCUUGAUGGCAAACACUACUUCCAUACGCAACACUCUAACGCCGGUAGCUUUGUGCGUCCCGGUAAAAUAGGUCCCUUUGAAUCACUUGAAGAUGCAGCCAGGGAACGCUACCUAGGUUAUUCGGCUGAAAACAGUUUGGACGCAUCGCUGAUACGCGAGGCCCAGCAAAAUAUGCAAGCAAGUUUCUUUGAAGUUGUGGGCAUGGAUAAGAUAGCACGCAAGCAGAGCAAAUUUGAGCAGUUGACUGAGGUGAGCGUCGAUAAUUGUCCAAUAAACGCAGCAGGCUACUUAAAGGAUUUCGAAGUGCUUGCCACAUUAAAUGUUAGCUCUACUCUUAUUUGGAAUUGGGAGAUAGUCGCAAAUAUAUGUAAGCAGGUGCCGACUUUAAUGGAUUUAAACCUAAGUUGCAACCGCUUAUUAUUACCAACGGAAGCGCAAAUUAAAGAAUUAGAGCCAGCUUUUCGAAAUUUGCAAUGUAUUAAUCUGCGCAACUGCGGAUACAAUGACUGGACAAAUGUGGUGCACACUGCUAAAUUGUGGCCACAAAUACAAGUUCUGGCGCUUCAAGAAAAUCCUUUAACGGAGCUAAGUGAAGUUAAUUGUAAAGAAGUCUUCAAAAACCUAAGAGAAUUGGAUUUACAUCGUACAAAGAUUAUGGACUUUGACCAAGUAUGCAAAUUAGGCAACAUAAGUACACUGAAAGCUUUGAAUCUCAUGGAAAAUGGCAUAGAAGAAAUUAAGUUACCAGAUUGUGAGCCGCAUGUCAAGCUCCAAAUGUUUGUUGGAUUAGAGCAAUUGAACUUGCUCUACAAUCCGAUAUGGAAUGAAGCAGACACCUUUAAUGAAUUGGAUAAGCUGCCUAAAUUGAAACGCCUUCAUAAAACUCCUCAUCUGAAAUCUGAUUUUGACGAAAUGUUUUCUAAAGCUGUGGGUAUGAUUAGUCAAUUAGAAAUGCUUAAUAAAGUUAAAGUAAGUCCUGAGGCGCGUCGUGAUGCUGGCUAUGAUACAUGGAAACGUUUUGCUAUGGAAUGGUUAAAAGCUCGAGAGAAACCAGAAGUGUUGCACGAUUUCUACAAAAAACAUCGUUCAUAUGCAGCCAUAAUCAAAAAGUACGGAUCGCCAGCUGAGUUUAUUGUACGGCCGAACGUAAAACAUUCAAAUUUAAUUAGGAUUAGUGUACUUAACCAACAAACUGGAGAGAUCUGGGAAAAACGAGUACCGCGAAUGAUUACGGUACAAACAUUACAAGGUCUGAUUGCGAAACGCUUUCAACAGGUUGGCGCAACAGUUUCUAGUUUGCCUCAGCUGUCUUAUGUUGAUGCCAAAUAUCCGGAUCUAGUUGUACCGUUGGACAAUAGCGCUAAGACAUUAGAUUUUUACAGCGUUCAGGAAGGCGACAAGGUGAUUGUGAAAUAAUAACAAAUUGCCUGGUCGGUAUCCAUCAUUUCUUUGUUGAAAAAUUAUUCUGGAACAGCUUAGCCGCAAAAUUUUAUUGUAUGUAUAAUUCAAUAACAUAAUAGAACUGAUUUUUUAUUUUCUGGAUUUAAGUUGCAUAUUCCUAACCCGUUAUACAUUUUUCGUCGUUUAAAGUACAAAGCCGCGUAUCGUCGUUCUGCAAAACCGCGUAACCGACAUUUU